Molecule: messenger RNA, 1665 nt
Organism: Cladocopium goreaui
Lineage: Eukaryota; Dinophyceae; Suessiales; Symbiodiniaceae
Source: the annotation of a GenBank genome assembly
AUGGAUCCACAGAUCUCUCAGCGCCAGCCCUUCGGAAGUAGCUUCGCGAGCUCUGCGCCUGCAGAGGAGAGACCAAAACAUGGGGCAAGUGGUUCAACUGGGGCACAGCAGUUUCUUUUAGACGAGGCAAGACAAGAGCCGGCAUGGCCUGAUAUCCUGCCCAUCUAUCUGAAGAAGAAGUUGAAGAAAGAUCUUCACAGUGAUGUGGAUGCAGCCCUCAGGAAGGUGGGAGCCACGCGCGCUGCGGGGCGUGCCAAGGUGGAACAAAACGAGCUGGAAGAGCAGUUGCAACAGGCAAAGGAAGCGGCCAAAGACAUUAGCCGCCAACCUGCCAAUGACAAGGCAGCGGAAAAAAGCAAGAUGGAGCAGUUGCAGGACGCAAUGCAGUCCAAGCAGGAUGUGAUGAAAAAGGAGUUGGGCGCCACCGAGCAGCUUCUGAGCGCGGACGGGCGCCGGGAUUUCGCGCAGGAAGAGCAGUUGGAGGCCGAGAAGAACGAGGCCUUGGUUCUUCAGUCCAUCAAGGACGCCGAGUCGGAGGCGCAGCGCCGCAUCAAGGGUCGCAACACCGUGGUGGGCGCCCCUGCGGAGAACAAAUUCGGCAUGGUCAUCGAGACCAAACAGGUCUGCGACCAGGAGAGGAACACGGAGUGGCACAACGGGCGCUGCAUUGUCAGUGGUGAGAAGCGGAGCCCGGACACGCCUGAGGAGGUUGCAGCCAUGACAGCUGUGAAGAAAGCGCAGGACGCCUAUGAUGAAUCUUUGGAAGUGGUGCAUUCCAAGAACCACAUUUUCAAGGAGGCGGACAAGCGGCUGAAGAGCGCCAAGGCACACUUGGAGUUCUACCAGGCCCAUCACAAGGACGAGACCAAUGAAUCAGCGGCCUUGAGAAGCAAAAUGGACGCGGCCAAGGGCGACUGGGACGUUGCGCACGUGGCGCUGAACGAGGCCAAGGCCGCUUCCAAGACGAAGAGGGCAGGACUUUCGGAGGCCUUAAGGCAAGCCAUCGAUACCGAGCGGAAGGAGGAGGCGCUAGAUGAUGAAGAUCUCCACACCAUCCACGAUGUGCGCGACCGCGCGGAGGACGACAUCGAGAGGUCCGAAGAUGCGAUUGCAAAGUUGGAGGAGGAACAGGCGGAGGUGGUGGGAGGCAUGGCGCAGAAGUUUACCACCGAGGCUCACAAGCAUCCCAUAGACUCGGCGCAACGAGAGGACCUUGAGAAGGAGGCCCUGUGGCUGCAGCAGUGGGAGCGCCAAGCCAAGGCGGAAGCGCAUGACCUUCACGAGCGAAAUCUGAAGGACUUUGUGAAGGACCACGUUAAGGAGCAACAAGCCGCGCAACAUGAGAACGACGUCUCGCAUCAGGCCUUCGCCGACGCAGCGGCCGAGGGUCGCGACCAGGAAGCCUUUGAAAAGAUGAUCCUAAAGCCGCCGGACGACGGAAAGGAUCCCAAGGAGAUCUUGGAGGAGGAGAAUCGGGAAGUCGCUCAGCUGAUGAAGACCGACGCUGGCGCUGGGGACGACGAAUUGAAAGCCACGCGGGACCAGUCGGAGGUUCAGAGCCACAAGAAUGCGAUCGAGUUUCGGGAGUUCAGCAACAUGAAGGCACUGAAACAUGGAGCUUUUUGGGUGGUUCAGGCUCUUGGGCGCCAAGGUUCUCAUCCUUAG